AUGGAUACAAGUUGGAUAGAACUUCCAAAUGAUCAUGCUGAAUAUAUUCAAGGAGUUGCAAAUUUUAUUGAGUUUGCGAAAGAGGGUCUUGUAGAAGGAAAAAUUCAAUGCCCAUGUAGAAAGUGCAAAGUGGAUAAGUGGUUGUCAAUAAAGCAAGUUGAGGAGCACAUUUUAUUCAAGGGCUUUUACAAGCCAUAUAAAAAAUGGAUUUUUCACGGAAAAAGAAGUAUUCUUGAGAAUAUAUCAGGUAAUGCUAAAAUUACAGGAAACGCUAGUGGCAGUUCUCUAGGUACAUGCUCAAUACAAAUCGAACAAAAUGACAUGGGUGGGUUACUAAGGGAUGCUUUUGGGAUGAAUGUUCCUGAUUAUGCUAGUGAACCUGUAGUUGAAUCACUUGUUGAUCAUUCUGUUGAAGAGUUAACUCAUGUAGACAAUGAUAAUAUCUUUGAGCCUUCAUUUGAAGAACAAAAUCCAACCCCUACCUCAAUCCCAGUAUAUGAUGAACAAGAAAAGGCUAAGUAUGAGAAACUACUCGAAGCUUCUAAUAAGGAAUUAUAUCCAGGAUGCACUUCAUACUCAAAGUUGUCAUUUCUUCUAUACUUGUUUCAUCUCAAAUGUAUGCAUCAUUGGUCAGCCGAGUCUGUAACCAUGUUAUUGAAAUUUUUAGUAGAUGCAUUUCCCCAAAUCAUGGAAUUUCCAUCAUCUUAUUAUGAAUGCAAAAAGAUAAUCAAUGAUUUGGGGCUUGGGUAUGAAAAGAUUGCAGCAUGCCCAAAUAAUUGUAUGUUGUAUUGGGGUGAAUAUUGUGAUAAGAAUGAAUGCCAUGUAUGUAAUGCCUCAAGAUGCAGGACGAUGAAAGGUAAGGAGAAUGAAACAAGUAAUACCACUAAAAAAGGCGAGCCCGCUAAGGUUAUGCGAUAUUUUCCAUUAAUUCUGAGGUUAAGAAGGAUUUAUAUGUCAUCUAAAACUGCAGAAGAUAUGAGAUGGCAUGAUGAUUAUAGUAAGCGUGAAAGUGAUGGAAAAUUGAGGCAUCCAUGUGACGGCUUAGCUUGGAAAGAUUUUGAUAAACAAUAUCCUAAUUAUUCUUCUGAUCCACGUAGUGUGAGGUUAGGAUUGGCUUCAGAUGGCUUUAAUCCUUAUCGGUUAAUGAAUACUAAUCAUAGUAUGUGGCCUGUGGUGUUGAUUCCUUAUAAUUUGCCCCCGUGGUUAUGUAUGAAGCAAUCAUCUUUUAUUCUAUCCAUAAUAAUUCCUGGAAAAUCAAGCCCCGGAAUUGAUAUUGAUGUAUAUUUGCAACCUUUAUUACAUGAAUUGAAGUUGUUGUGGAAAGGAGUUGAUGCUUUUGAUGCUUUUAGUAAUGAAAAAUUUAAGUUACGAGCAUCUUUGAUGUGGACAAUUAAUGACUUUCCUGCUUAUGCUAUGCUAUCUGGUUGUAUUUUGGUUUUUGGGGUUUUACUUGUUAAGUCAGAGAACUUAUGCUAG
Beta vulgaris subsp. vulgaris (sugar beet) is the source of this 1476-nucleotide messenger RNA. RefSeq lists its product as uncharacterized. The transcript has 2 exons. Bases 1 to 1476 code for a protein of 491 amino acids. Lineage: Eukaryota; Viridiplantae; Streptophyta; Magnoliopsida; Caryophyllales; Amaranthaceae. The record is from RefSeq and is a predicted model, not a curated record.